CCAUGUUGUCAUACAUGUACUAUGCUCAGAUGUCCUAUACAGUCGUCCUUAGGAUGUCUAUCGAUACCUGCCGCAAAUAGGCCUACAGUAGGCUAUUGGUCUACUGGUACCUUCGCACUCACUGUAUGAGCUAUACAAAAACGUAACGCAAAUGCCGUCAUAGCUACGUAUAGUCAAGCUAUUCCAUUGGAAAAUAUUUUUAGCCUCGAGAGAAGGGCGCACAUCACGGGGAAGAGAGGCAGCCCAUCCGACCGCAGACUGGAAAGGAGCCUAGGCGAUGUUGUGGAUACGAAGAUGAGGUGGAAUGUUUCUUUUUGACUCGCCGAUUUUGCCACGAAUGUGUUUUGUUGGCGAAUUGUUUUCAUGAUCUAUGAAAUUGUAAUCGAAGGACAUAUGGUUCGGAGCUGCGUUUUACACCCGAAAGAGAUCUGAUUUUUUUGACAGGACAGGCCGGCAGAGCAUCCGCUGAUCGACAGGUUGUCGACGCCUCCACUUCCCUUUUAUCUCCACCAUGCUGCCCAGUUUGCAGAGAGUCCUGCGGCCCGCCCUCAUUCUGAGGUCGGGGAACAUUUUGGGAAGAGUCCGCGGGUCAAACCUAGCUCCGCUACGCCAGCCUGUACCGAUGCUGCCCAGCCAGCAGCGCUGCGACUUGGGCACACACCCUCACAAGGACCCGAUGGAGCCCUUGAACUCGCCGCAAGGAGCCAAGGAUUUUAUUUAUAGUCUUCACCCCACCGAACGCACAACCCUGCUUAGAGAACUGCACCGGUUUGAGUCGAUAGCAAUAGCUCAAGGGGAAAUGGUAAUCGCCCCUCCCACAUCGGCUCAGCUGAGAUACGUUCUUCUACACAACGCCAUUCCUUUUGUAGGAUUUGGUUUUCUGGACAAUGCCAUCAUGAUUGUAGCUGGCACGCAGAUCGAGUUGUCCAUAGGUGUGAUCCUUGGGAUUUCAACCAUGGCAGCUGCUGCCCUGGGGAACCUUGUGUCGGACCUGGCUGGACUCGGCCUUGCAGGUUACGUGGAAGCCCUGGCCUGUCGUUGUGGUUUGGUGGGCCCAGACCUGAACCCCAAACAGGCUGACAUGUGGCAGACCAGAGUUAGCACCCACAGUGGUAAAGCCAUCGGAGUUGCCAUCGGCUGCAUCUUAGGGAUGUUCCCGCUACUCUUCUUCAAAGAUGAGACGAAGAAGAAAGAGGCGGAAAGGGAGGGUAAAGAUGGAUCACUAACCCUCAUCUCCACUGGCAGCAGCAGCAGCAAUUGAGACAACUUGACAGAAAGACUUACCUUCUCGGGAAGAGAGAGAACUUAUCAUUGGACUACCGCUACUUCACAACCUAACUACUGCAUAAUGAAUAACCUCUGUUUCCCAGACAGACAGACCUUCCUAGGUAAACUAGAUUACUAACACUACAGUGUAGGAAGCAUGACUACUGAUGUCACUUGUUGAUGUCAAUGUCUUAAAUAGUUCCUCCUGCAACAUUCAAAAGCAGUAUGAAGAAAAACAACAAUGAUAAAUACAAGUGGACCACUCUUCCAACCAUGUUUUCUGCUGCUUCUUUGUUUUUUUGUUUUGUUUUUUGAGUUGGUGCAACUUUUAUUUUUUGAGUUUGGUGUAACUUGGUCCUAAUCAGUUAGAGGUGACCAGGAUGGAUUCCCGGUGGACUACACUCAGAUCAGUUCAAUUGAACUUCAAUAUCUCUCAAGGGGGAUAUUCCUGCAACAUCUGGUGUAAGUAAUCAACAUGCUGUGGGCUGUUGUCUUGUUAGAUUAAAUGACCGUGUGAGAAGAGGACAAGGCCAGCUGCUAUAGCGAGAUAACACAUUUACAGAAACUAUUCCGUCUUCAGUUGGUAUAGUGAGGCUGGAACUUUCCAACUGGAUUUCAUUGGGGCGGCAGGUAGCCUAGUGGUUAGAGCGUUGGACUAAUAAAUGAAAGGUUGCUAGAUCGAAUCCCCCGAGCUGACAAGGUAAAAAUCUGUUGUUCUGCCCCUGAACAAAGCAGUUAACCCGCUGUUCCUAGGCUGUCAUUGAAAAUAAGAAUUUGUUCUUAACUGCCUUGCCUAGUAAAAUAAAUAAAAUUCCACCUUACUUUCCACUAGCGCUGCACGACAGGGCUGAAAUAUGACACGGUUCUUAUAGCCGCUUCCUCUAACGCUGACUUCAAGUUACCCACAAAUCAUUCUGUGGUAUUUUGUAUUUGAAAGUAUCCAUCCUUUUGUUUUCAAGGAUUUGGUCUUUGAGUUUGAUAUGAGGAAUUUAAGUAACUCUAAGGAUCCUGUGUAACUUGGGAGAGAUUCAUAUUAGUUGUCACUUUUAGAUGCUUGGGACAGUGUACCCCCCAGAGACCCAGGCUUCACUCAGUCAAUGAGACCAGAUUUGUAAGGGUGGGCCCAUGAUACUAGGGUUGUAUGGAUACCAGGGGUCAGGGGUGUCACUCAUUCCAUGGCCCAGUGUCAGCUGGUUUGUAAGACCAAUUAAGAUCUAGACAACCAGGUGAGGGGAGUUCCUAACUAACCUAUUAAGACCUAGACAACCAGGUGAGGGGAGUUCCUAACUAACCAAUUAAGACCUAGACAACCAGGUGAGGGGAGUUCCUAACUAACCAAUUAAGACCUAGACAACCAGGUGAGGGGAGUUCCUAACUAACCUAUUAAGACCUAGACAACCAGGUGAGGGGAGUUCCUAACUAACCAAUUAAGACCUAGACAACCAGGUGAGGGGAGUUCCUAACUAACCAAUUAAGACCUAGACAACCAGGUGAGGGGAGUUCCUAACUAACCUAUUAAGACCUAGACAACCAGGUGAGGGGAGUUCCUAACUAACCUAUUAAGACCUAGACAACCAGGUGAGAAGGGGAGUUCCUAACUAACCUAUUAAGACCUAGACAACCAGGUGAGGGGAGUUCCUAACUAACCUAUUAAGACCUAGACAACCAGGUGAGGGGAGUUCCUAACCAAUGAAGACCUAGACAACCAGGUGAGGAGGGGAGUUCCUAACUAAUCAAUUAAGACCUAGACAACCAGGUGAGGGGAGUUCCUAACUAAUCAAUUAAGACCUAGACAACCAGGUGAGGGGAGUUCCUAACUAACCUAUUAAGACCUAGACAACCAGGUGAGGGGAGUUCCUAACUAACCUAUUAAGACCUAGACAACCAGGUGAGGGGAGUUCCUAACCAAUGAAGACCUAGACAACCAGGUGAGGAGGGGAGUUCCUAACUAAUCAAUUAAGACCUAGACAACCAGGUGAGGGGAGUUCCUAACUAACCUAUUAAGACCUAGACAACCAGGUGAGGGGAGUUCCUAACUAACCUAUUAAGACCUAGACAACCAGGUGAGGGGAGUUCCUAACCAAUGAAGACCUAGACAACCAGGUGAGGAGGGGAGUUCCUAACUAACCAAUUAAGACCUAGACAACCAGGUGAGGGGAGUUCCUAACCAAUUAAGACAGAGACAACCAGGUGAGGGGAGUUCCUAACUAACCAAUUAAGACCUAGACAACCAGGUGAGGGGAGUUCCUAACCAAUUAAGUUCUAGACAACCAGGUGAGGGGAGUUCCUAACUAACCAAUUAAGACCUAGACAACCAGGUGAGGGGAGUUCCUAACCAAUUAAGAUCUAGACAACCAGGUGAGGGGAGUUCCUAACUAACCAAUUAAGACAGAGACAACCAGGUGAGGGGAGUUCCUAACCAAUUAAGACCAAGACAACCAGGUGAGGGGAGUUCCUAACCAAUUAAGACCUAGACAACCAGGUGAGGGGAGUUCCUAACUAACCUAUUAAGACAGAGACAACCAGGUGAGGGGAGUUCCUAACUAACCAAUUAAGAUCUAGACAACCAGGUGAGGGGAGUUCCUAACCAAUUAAGACCAAGACAACCAGGUGAGGGGAGUUCCUAACUAACCUAUUAAGACAGAGACAACCAGGUGAGGGGAGUUCCUAACUAACCAAUUAAGACCUAGACAACCAGGUGAGGGGAGUUCCUAACUAACCUAUUAAGACAGAGACAACCAGGUGAGGGGAGUUCCUAACCAAUUAAGACCAAGACAACCAGGUGAGGGGAGCUCCUAACCAAUUAAGACCGAGACAACCAGGUGAGGGGAGUUCCUAACUAACCAAUUAAGACCUAGACAACCAGGUGAGGGGAGUUCCUAACCAAUUAAGAUCUAGACAACCAGGUGAGGGGAGUUCCUAACUAACCAAUUAAGACAGAGACAACCAGGUGAGGGGAGUUCCUAACCAAUUAAGACCAAGACAAUCAGGUGAGGGGAGUUCCUAACCAAUUAAGACCUAGACAACCAGGUGAGGGGAGUUCCUAACUAACCUAUUAAGACAGAGACAACCAGGUGAGGGGAGUUCCUAACCAAUUAAGACCAAGACAACCAGGUGAGGGGAGUUCCUAACUAACCUAUUAAGACAGAGACAACCAGGUGAGGGGAGUUCCUAACUAACCAAUUAAGACCUAGACAACCAGGUGAGGGGAGUUCCUAACUAACCUAUUAAGACAGAGACAACCAGGUGAGGGGAGUUCCUAACCAAUUAAGACCAAGACAACCAGGUGAGGGGAGCUCCUAACCAAUUAAGACCGAGACAACCAGGUGAGGGGAGUUCCUAACUAACCAAUUAAGACCUAGACAACCAGGUGAGGGGAGUUCCUAACUAACCAAUGAAGACCUAGACAACCAGGUGAGGGGAGUUCCUAACCAAUGAAGACCUAGACAACCAGGUGAGGGGAGUUCCUAACCAAUGAAGACCUAGACAACCAGGUGAGGGGAGUUCCUAACCAAUGAAGACCUAGACAACCAGGUGAGGAGGGGAGUUCCUAACUAAUGAAGACCUAGACAACCAGGUGAGGAGGGGAGUUCCUAACUAAUGAAGACCUAGACAACCAGGUGAGGAGGGGAGUUCCUAACUAAUGAAGACCUAGACAACCAGGUGAGAAGGGGAGUUCCUAACUAAUCAGUGACCUUACUCGAUCAAUCAAGAACAAACGAGGAGCAAAAACCCACAGACACUCGGCCCAUAGACAUAGAAUGGAACGAGUCUGACACCUGUGGUAUCAGUGGACAGCUGUAUUUUUAUUGAGCGCUGGGCACAUAAUCCUACCACCAGAGGGCGUUGUGGAGCCAACUCACCCAAGCAUGACUAUCUGUGUGCAUUAUCCACAUGGCUUGGCCAUUGGCUGUGGAAACUCUCGUCUUAACAUGCAUACGCCUGUAAUCUAGUCUCUUAUCUGGAUAUUGAGCAGUAUAUAGAAAGCAAGCCUACUCACAGCCUCUAGAACUCUGUUGAUAUCAUAUACACCAGGCUUCCCCAUCUAGAACUCUGUUGAUAUCAUAUACACCAGGCUUCCCCAUCUAGAACUCUGUUGAUAUCAUAUACACCAGGCUUCCCCAUCUAGAACUCUGUUGAUGUCAUAUACACCAGGCUUCCCCAUCUAGAACUCUGUUGAUGUCAUAUACACCAAGCUUCCCCAUCUAGAACUCUGUUGAUGUCAUAUACACCAGGCUUCCCCAUCUAGAACUCUGUUGAUAUCAUAUACACCAGGCUUCCCCAUCUAGAACUCUGUUGAUGUCAUAUACACCAGGCUUCCCCAUCUAGAACUCUGUUGAUAUCUUAUACACCAGGCUUCCCCAUCUAGAACUCUGUUGAUAUCUUAUACACCAGGCUUCCCCAUCUAGAACUCUGUUGAUAUCAUAUACACCAGGCUUCCCCAUCUAGAACUCUGUUGAUAUCAUAUACACCAGGCUUCCCCAUCUAGAACUCUGUUGAUAUCCUAUACACCAGGCUUCCCCAUCUAGAACUCUGUUGAUAUCAUAUACACCAGGCUUCCCCAUCUAGAACUCUGUUGAUGUCAUAGACACCAGGCUUCCCCAUCUAGAACUCUGUUGAUAUCAUAUACACCAGGCUUCCCCAUCUAGAACUUUUGAUAUCAUAUACACCAGGCUUCCCCAUCUAGAACUCUGUUGAUGUCAUAUACACCAGGCUUCCCCAUCUAGAACUCUGUUGAUGUCAUAUACACCAGGCUUCCCCAUCUAGAACUCUGUUGAUAUCAUAUACACCAGGCUUCCCCAUCUAGAACUCUGUUGAUAUCAUAUACACCAGGCUUCCCCAUCUAGAACUCUGUUGAUAUCAUAUACACCAGGCUUCCCCAUCUAGAACUCUGUUGAUGUCAUAUACACCAGGCUUCCCCAUCUAGAACUCUGUUGAUGUCAUAUACACCAGGCUUCCCCAUCUAGAACUCUGUUGAUAUCAUAUACACCAGGCUUCCCCAUCUAGAACUCUGUUGAUGUCAUAUACACCAGGCUUCCCCAUCUAGAACUCUGUUGAGUAGCAGUACAGUCCCAGUAACCUCCACUAACAGUACAGUCCCAGUAACCUCCACUAACAGGACAGUCCCAGUAACCUCCACUAACAGUACAGUCCCAGUAACCUCCACUAACAGUACAGUCCCAGUAACCUCCACUAACAGUACAGUCCCAGUAACCUCCACUAACAGUACAGUCCCAGUAACCUCCACUAACAGUAGAGUCCCAGUAACCUCCACUAACAGUACAGUCCCAUUAUUCUCUACUAGCAGUACAGUCCCAGUAACCUCCACUAGCAGUACAGUCCCAGUAACCUCCACUAGUAGUACAGUCCCAGUAACCUCCACUAGCAGUACAGUCCCAGUAUCUCCACUAACAGUACAGUCCCAGUAACCUCCACUAACAGUACAGUCCCAGUAACCUCCACUAACAGUACAGUCCCAGUAACCUCCACUAACGGUACAGUCCCAGUAACCUCCACUAACAGUAGAGUCCCAGUAACCUCCACUAACAGUACAGUCCCAGUAACCUCCACUAACAGUACAGUCCCAUUAUUCUCUACUAGCAGUACAGUCCCAGUAACCUCCACUAACAGUACAGUCCCAGUAACCUCCACUAACAGUAGAGUCCCAGUAACCUCCACUAACAGUACAGUCCCAGUAACCUCCACUAACAGUACAGUCCUAUUAUUCUCUACUAGCAGUACAGUCCCAGUAACCUCCACUAGCAGUACAGUCCCAGUAACCUCCACUAGUAGUACAGUCCCAGUAACCUCCACUAGCAGUACAGUCCCAGUAUCUCCACUAACAGUACAGUCCCAGUAACCUCCACUAGCAGUACAGUAACCUCCACUAACAGUACAGUCCCAGUAACCUCCACUAACAGUACAGUCCCAGUAACCUCCACUAGCAGUACAGUAACCUCCACUAGCAGUACAGUCCCAGUAACCUCCACUAACAGUACAGUCCCAGUAACCUCCACUAGCAGUACAGUCCCAGUAACCUCCACUAACAGUACAGUCCCAGUAUCUCCACUAACAGUACAGUCCCAGUAACCUCCACUAGCAGUACAGUAACCUCCACUAACAGUACAGUCCCAGUAACCUCCACUAACAGUACAGUCCCAGUAACCUCCACUAACAGUACAGUAACCUCCACUAGCAGUACAGUCCCAGUAACCUCCACUAACAGUACAGUCCCAGUAACCUCCACUAACAGUACAGUCCCAGUAACCUCCACUAACAGUACAGUCCCAGUAACCUCCACUAACAGUACAGUCCCAGUAACCUCCACUAACAGUACAGUCCCAGUAACCUCCACUAACAGUACAGUCCCAGUAACCUCCACUAACAGUACAGUCCCAGUAACCUCCGCUAACAGUACAGUCCCAGUAACCUCCACUAGCAGUACAGUAACCUCCACUAACAGUACAGUCCCAGUAACCUCCACUAACAGUACAGUCCCAGUAACCUCCACUAACAGUACAGUCCCAGUAACCUCCACUAACAGUACAGUCCCAGUAACCUCCACUAGCAGUACAGUCCCAGUAACCUCCACUAACAGUACAGUCCCAGUAACCUCCACUAACAGUACAGUCCCAGUAACCUCCACUAGCAGUACAGUCCCAGUAACCUCCACUAACAGUACAGUCCCAGUAACCUCCACUAACAGUACAGUCCCAGUAACCUCCACUAACAGUACAGUCCCAGUAACCUCCACUAGCAGUACAGUCCCAGUAACCUCCACUAGCAGUACAGUCCCAGUAACCUCAUCAUCUGCCUGCCUUUGUAUCUAUGGAUUUGUCCCAAAUGGCACCCUUUUCCCAAAAUAGUGCACUACUUUUUCCCAGAGCCUUAUGGUGAUUCAUUUUGAUGCCUCAUUCAUUCACACUGAGGUGCCCUUAUCGUCUCUCUGUUGCACUCUCUCUCUCUCUCUCUCUCUCUCUCUCUCUCUCUCUCUCUCUCUCUCUCUCUCUCUCUCUCUCUCUCUCUCUCUGUCUCUCUGUCUCUCUCUCUCUCUCUCUCUCUCUCUGUCUCUCUGUCUCUCUCUCUCUCUGUCUCUCUGUCUCUAUCUCCCUGUUUCUCUCUCUACGUGUUUCUCUCUCUCUGUGUUUCUCUCUCUCUGUCUCUCUCUCUGUUUCGCUCUCUUUCUCUCUCUGUUUCCCUAACUCUUUUUCGCUCUCUCUCUAACAGCCUCCUUCAGUGAUUAUUAAAGCAGUUGUAUUCUGAGACAGACGGUAUACUACCUUUGGGAACAGAUUGUUUUAGAGGUACUGUGUGAGAUGAGAGAGGGAGGGAGAGAGAAAGGGGAGAGAGAGAGAGAGAGAGAGAGAGAGAGAGGGAGAUGAGAGAGGGAGAAAGAGAGAGGGGGAGAGAAAGAGAGCGGAAAAGAGACAGAGACCAUUAGAAGGCCCAUAAUUUAGCCACAGAGGAUCAAUAGCUUUUUUUUUUAAAUAGCCUAGCUGUGGAUUGUAGCUCAAUAACAAGAGGUAGCUUACAGUCAGGAACGCGCGGCAAAUCUGUCAGUGGGAAAAACAGCAUGCAGACAAAAACCUUUUGCAAUAUUUCAAAUACAAUGGAAUACGAUGUGGCUCCUGCUGAAAACACUCUGCUGAAAACACUCUGCUCCUGCUGAAAACACUCUGCUCCUGGUGAAAACACUCUGCUCCUGCUGAAAACACUCUGCUCCUGCUGAAAACACUCUGCUCCUGCUGAAAACACUCUGCUCCUGCUGAAAACACUCUGCUGAAAACACUCUGCUCCUGCUGAAAACACUCUGCUCCUGCUGAAAACACUCUGCUGAAAACACUCUGCUCCUGCUGAAAACACUCUGCUCCUGGUGAAAACACUCUGCUCCUGCUGAAAACACUCUGCUCCUGCUGAAAACACUCUGCUGAAAACACUCUGCUCCUGCUGAAAACACUCUGCUCCUGCUGAAGACACUCUGCUGAAAACACUCUGCUGAAAACACUCUGCUCCUGCUGAAAACACUCUGCUCCUGCUGAAGACACUCUGCUGAAAACACUCUGCUGAAAACACUCUGCUCCUGCUGGAAACACUCUGCUGAAAACACUCUGCUGAAAACACUCUGCUCCUGCUGAAGACACGCUGCUCCUGCUGAAAACACUCUACUCCUGCUGAAAACACUCUGCUCCUGCUGAAAACACUCUUCUCCUGCUGGAAACACUCUGCUCCUGCUGAAAACACUCUUCUCCUGCUGAAAACACUCUGCUGAAAACACUCUGCUCCUGCUGGAAACACUCUGCUCCUGGUGAAAACACUCUGCUCCUGCUGAAGACACUCUGCUGAAAACACUCUGCUCCUGCUGGAAACACUCUGCUCCUGGUGAAAACACUCUGCUCCUGCUGGAAACACUCUGCUCCUGCUGAAAACACUCUGCUGAAAACACUCUGCUCCUGCUGAAAACACUCUGCUCCUGCUGAAAACACUCUGCUGAAAACACUCUGCUCCUGCUGAAAACACUCUGCUCCUGCUGGAAACACUCUGCUCCUGCUGGAAACACUCUGCUCCUGCUGGAAACACUCUGCUCCUGAAAACACUCUGCUCCCACUCUGCUCCUGCUGAAAACACUCUGCUCCCACUCUGCUCCCGCUGAAAACACUCUGCUCCUGCUGGAAACACUCUGCUCCUGCUGAAAACACUCUGCUCCCACUCUGCUCCCGCUGAAAACACUCUGCUCCUGCUGAAAACACUCUGCUCCUGCUGAAAACACUCUGCUCCUGCUGGAAACACUCUGCUCCUGAAAACACUCUGCUCUUGCUGAAAACACUCUGCUCCUGCUGAAAACACUCUGCUGAAAACACUCUGCUCCUGAAAACACUCUGCUCUUGCUGAAAACACUCUGCUCCUGCUGAAAACACUCUGCCCCUGCUGAAAACACUCUGCUCCUGCUGGAAACACUCUGCUCCUGCUGAAAACACUCUGCUCCUGCUGAAAACACUCUGCUCCUGCUGAAAACACUCUGCUCCUGCUGAAGACACUUUGCUCCUGCUGAAGACACUCUGCUCCUGCUGAAAACACUCUGCUCCUGCUGAAAACACUCUGCUCCCGCUGAAGACACUCUGCUCCCGCUGAAGACACUCUGCUCCUGCUGGAAACACUCUGCUCCUGCUGAAAACACUCUGCUCCUGCUGAAGACACUCUGCUCCUGCUGAAGACACUCUGCUCCUGCUGAAAACACUCUGCUCCUGCUGAAAACACUCUGCUCCCGCUGAAGACACUCUGCUCCUGCUGAAGACACUCUGCUCCUGCUGGAAACACUCUGCUCCUGCUGGAAACACUCUGCUCCCGCUGAAGACACUCUGCUCCUGCUGAAGACACUCUGCUCCUGCUGAAAACACUCUGCUGAAAACACUCUGCUCCUGCUGGAAACACUCUGCUCCUGCUGGAAACACUCUGCUCCUGCUGAAAACACUCUGCUCCUGCUGAAAACACUAUGCUCCUGCUGAAAACACUCUGCUCCUGCUGAAGACACUCUGCUCCUGCUGAAAACACUCUGCUCCUGCUGAAGACACUCUGCUGAAAACACUCUGCUCCUGCUGAAAACACUCUGCUCCUGCUGAAAACACUCUGCUCCUGCUGGAAACACUCUGCUCCUGCUGAAAACACUCUGCUCCUGCUGAAAACACUCUGCUCCUGCUGAAAACACUCUGCUCCUGCUGAAAACACUCUGCUCCUGCUGAAGACACUCUGCUGAAAACACUCUGCUCCUGCUGAAAACACUCUGCUCCUGCUGAAAACACUCUGCUCCUGCUGAAAACACUCUGCUCCUGCUGAAAACACUCUGCUCCUGCUGAAAACACGCUGCUG
This is a messenger RNA of Salvelinus fontinalis (brook trout), 11130 nucleotides long. RefSeq names its product transmembrane protein 65-like. Gene Ontology annotation, cellular component: mitochondrion. Gene Ontology annotation, biological process: regulation of cardiac conduction; cardiac ventricle development. Bases 512 to 1261 code for a protein of 249 amino acids. The transcript has 8 exons. Lineage: Eukaryota; Metazoa; Chordata; Actinopteri; Salmoniformes; Salmonidae. The record is from RefSeq and is a predicted model, not a curated record.